UUUCGUUGUUCGCAAAAUUAGAUUAGUUGUAUAUAGUGUGACAUCAGUGUGAUAUAGCUUGGUGGCACGAAUUGGUUAGAAAAAUUUAGCUACUGUUGUUUAUCUUUAAUAGUCCUUUGUCGAUAAUUGAAUGCAGUGAGGAUUACAAAAAAAAGAAUAGAAAAAAGGCUGCAGAUGAAGUGUUCUAAACACGGCAGCAACUAUAUUUGGUAAUACACGAGUAAACAUGUGGCAAAGGAAAGGAUAAAGCGUCGCUGGUAUCCUUUUCUGAUAUUUACUAUUAGCUGCCUCCAUAUCUACUUCCAUAUCAACAUUGGCUAGAACUUUACCAGACACCUUGUGCAAAACAAGAUGAAAAUAAAGCGUAAUAAGUCUCUUUCUCCCGAACCAUCCAGCAGUAGAGAUAUAAAACGUGCAAAACUUGAGGAAGUUACAUAUUCAAAUGGAGUAAUAGUAUCUCCAAACAUCCUUGAAUUUUCAGAUGAUGUUUUACUCAAUAUAUUAAAGUAUUUAUAUCCGCAAGAUCUUAUGGCAGUAAGCUUAUGUUGCCGGAGAUUUGCACAACUGACGCAAGACAGAACCCUAUGGAAAAGAGUAGAUUUCCGAACAAAGCCUAUACUUCCAGAUGACUUAAAUAAAUAUAUAAAAUUCCUGCAACCAAUGACAAUGAGCUUAGCACUGCGUGGCAAGUUACUUUCUGACGAAACCUCGGUUCUCACAGAGCAUUUCUUUAAUAAUUUCUUUAAUAAUGUGAGAUCAUUGUGCAAUCAACUUAAGGAAUUGAUUAUCGAAGAAUAUUACAUUAAUGGGAAUAAGAUUCAGAUAACAGAUUUUCCAUGCACUAUUGAAAAGCUUUCACUAGAAGGUUGCAAAAUGGAUUACAUGCAGAGUAAUAAGUCCUACUUUUUUAAAAUGGAUCUCCACAUGCCUAAUCUGACUUGUUUAAUUUUGAGCAAGUGUGACUGGUUCACACCACAUUCCUUAUUGGUUAUUAGUAAAAUACCAAACCUGAAAGAACUUAGGUUGAAUUCAUGUCACCGCCUGGGCGAAUGCGUUGCAUAUGCUAGUCUGGCAACUAGAUUUGGCUUUAAAACAUUAGAGAUUUUGGAUUUACGAGAUACUUCACUCGGGGAUAGCGAAGUUGGUUGCUUUAGUAGUACUAAAACUUUAACACAUCUCUAUCUGGAGUGUCCUUCAACAUGCAGCAAUGAUGAAUCAUCUGAGGUGAUACAACAGCAACAACGACAACGGCAGGCUUUGCGAUUACCUAUUUUAGAAGAUAACAAUCUAGCACAGUUUUUAGUCGAAGAUGGAUUUCCUUUGGAAAAUUAUGGAUUCCAACGAUGUUUAGUAUCGGACAGGGCAAUUUGCGCACUUGGAAGCGAUACUUGCGACAGAAAAGUAAUAAAUAGUUCUCCGCAGGGAAUGAUAAUAGUACAAGAAGAUAGGCGAAUAUCUAACAAACCAAAUCUUAAAACAUUAGUUGUGAGAAAUUAUCCACGUGUAACGAAUUCCAGCCUUAUCCAUUUGGCUCUGAAUGCAUCAAGAUUGGAAUAUUUAGAUGUAACUGGUACUUCCGUAACGAGAGAGGGAGUUGUAGCAUUUAAAUCACAAAAAGCCAAUGUUAAAAUUGUCUCAUCGUUUGACGAAAUAUAAUUAAGGUCAUGUUAUUCAAAUUAGGAAUUAAUGACUAUUUAUUAAUAUUUUUAUUAAAAAUUAUUAACACUUUUGUAUAUGUGGAUAUGUGUGUCAAGUUUUUGAUGAAUUUCUCUGUAGUUAAUUCAACUUAUUUUCAAGAAUUUUCUAUAAUUUUGGUUUGUUAUUACACUAGAACUUUAUUACACGUUUAGUAAAAGUUAAACUAAGUGAUAAAGAUCCGCUCUUUUAUGUUACUAUUCAGUGGUUCAUGUAAUUUAUCUUUUUUAUGUUUCUUUUUAUGAAUAUCCUAUGUUAAAACUAAAUGAGCAAAUGGAAUCUUGGUCGACGCAGUUAUCGGCACGGACUUUCCGGUCACUCCAAUAUAUACAAAUUAAAAUGUCGGACAUGUAUGUUUCUCGAUCCUAUUUUCGAUUAUUCUCACUAGAUAAUUAAUAUAAAACAAUAAGAGUUCGACUCUUUUAUCAUCACGAUAAUUAUUAUUAGUAAUCACUGAGGAAGAUUCAAAAUAAGAUCAAAACAUUCGAUUUUAUAAAGAUAGAUAUAAUAAGUCAUAGAAGUAACCGCAUCAACUAAGGUUCUUGCGCAUUUAUCUUUAACGUUAUAACGUGUUUAUUUAUAAUCUUUAAUUAGAAAUAUUUUAUGACUCUGAGUAUAGCCGAAUUAUAUCGGGGGAUAUCAUACGUAAUAUCGUUAUCGUAUAUAUCAUGUAUAUCAUAUAUAUCCUCUGUAGAAUUGUCGUUAGUUGAAUAUCUUGUUACCUAUGAUUUAAUAUUUACAAAUAUUAUAUAAGUUUUAUUAUUGUG
Molecule: messenger RNA, 2462 nt
Organism: Ooceraea biroi (clonal raider ant)
Lineage: Eukaryota; Metazoa; Arthropoda; Insecta; Hymenoptera; Formicidae
Biological process (GO): SCF-dependent proteasomal ubiquitin-dependent protein catabolic process; protein polyubiquitination
Cellular component (GO): SCF ubiquitin ligase complex
Molecular function (GO): protein binding
Source: RefSeq, a predicted model, not a curated record